Molecule: messenger RNA, 258 nt
Organism: Lathyrus sativus (Indian pea)
Lineage: Eukaryota; Viridiplantae; Streptophyta; Magnoliopsida; Fabales; Fabaceae
Source: the annotation of a GenBank genome assembly
AUGGCUGAAGAAGAGCAUUUUGAUGCAUCUGCAUCAGCAUCUGGGCCUGUUGGAUAUCCAGGAGGACCGUAUGAUACCUCUCUUUUAGUUAAGUACGAACAUCAUGUUGCUAGACAUAUAUGGUUCGGUGAGGAGAGAGGGUCGAAGAAAGAGUUAAAGGUAGCGGGACAUGGGUUGAAGUUGAUUCAGAGGGUUCCACUACAACUACCCAGAGAGAUGGAGGGUUGGAUAUCUAGGUCUGGGCUAGCUUCACUCUAG